Molecule: messenger RNA, 8112 nt
Organism: Cyprinodon tularosa
Lineage: Eukaryota; Metazoa; Chordata; Actinopteri; Cyprinodontiformes; Cyprinodontidae
Gene: pou2f1b
Product: POU class 2 homeobox 1b
Exons: 15
Coding region: 401-2527 (708 amino acids)
Biological process (GO): regulation of transcription by RNA polymerase II
Cellular component (GO): nucleus
Molecular function (GO): DNA-binding transcription factor activity, RNA polymerase II-specific; RNA polymerase II cis-regulatory region sequence-specific DNA binding
Source: RefSeq, a predicted model, not a curated record
GGCAGUGUUGAAGGAGGCCGCCAGCUGCACUUGUCGUUUGUUUCAUUCCAGCAAAAGCACGAGAGAGAGAAGUUUUUCAGAGUAGAGCCGAUCUCAGCAGCAGAGAGGGAGUGCUAGAGGAAGGGGGCAGAGCCAUAAGAAAAGAAAAGAGAGAAGCAAGGAGAGCUGUUUGCCUAAACCCUGUUGGCUUCCCCAGUGUGCGUUUCCCAGUGUUGCUCAGCAGACCGUGUUGUAGAGACUGCCACGGUGUCCCUGUGUCUCUGUGUGCUCGCUGCUGACCAGUGGAGAGUGAAAACAAGAGAGGGGGGGGGGGUGCGGGUAGGAGCAAGGAGUAGACUCUGGACAUCCUGUCGGUGGGGUUGCCCAGUCGAAGCGGUUUUACGUGACAGGUCCAGCAAACAUGCAGGAAAGCACAGGUGGAACUAGAGCCGAUGCUAAAGUGAAUAAUCAGUCAGAAACUACUAAAUGUGAAAUGGAAAGUGGUGACGGGAACACCGGAGUCCAAACAAAUGGACUGGACUUUCAGCGGCAGUCUGUGCCGACCACAAUCUCUAACGCACAUGCACAAGCGCUCCUCCAACAGUCUAAGUCGGAAGACUCUGGUGCUCUUCCUGCCUCCGUCCAGCAGAGCGUAUUGCCUCAGACCCAGCUAAUGUUGGCAGGGGGACAGAUUGCUGGAUUGACCCUGAGCCCAGCACAGCAGCUGCUGCUCCAGCAGGCCCAGGCUCAUCUGCUGGCUGCAGCCGUGCAGCAGCAGCAGCAGCAUUCAGCCAGCCAGCAGAACAGCAACACUGGAGCCAACAUCUCGGCCACCGCAGUCACACCGAUUACCCAGCUGCCCCUGUCACAGCCCAUCCAGAUCGCCCCUCAGCUACCGCAGAAUCUAACCCUGCCUCAGUUUGUCCUGGUUCAGCCUGGCCACCCAAUUGCAACACCCUUACAGCCCGCUCAGUACAUCAUCUCGCAGACGUCGUCGGGCCAACAAGGUAUAUUGCCAGCCCAGAGUCUUUUAACUCAACUACCUCAAAGCCAAGCUAACCUCCAUUCGACUCAACCAAGCAUCACCCUUGCUACUAAGCCUGCUUCUCCAACCUGUACAACACCAUCUACAAACAUCAAGAGCCUGCCCCACAGUCAGACACCGCCCAAGCGGUUGGACACCCCCACCAUGGAGGAGCCCAGUGACCUUGAGGAGCUGGAGCAGUUUGCAAAAACGUUCAAACAGCGACGAAUCAAACUGGGUUUCACACAGGGUGAUGUUGGCCUAGCUAUGGGGAAGCUCUAUGGAAAUGAUUUCAGCCAAACGACCAUCUCUCGCUUUGAGGCCUUGAAUCUGAGCUUUAAGAACAUGUGCAAACUCAAGCCUUUGCUGGAGAAGUGGCUUAAUGAUGCAGUUUGUGCAGAGAACCUGUCAUCUGACCAGUCCUUGUCCAGCCCCAGUGCGCUGGGUUCCCCGGGCAUGGGCAUAGAGGGCAUCAACCGCAGACGGAAGAAGAGGACCAGUAUCGAGACCAACAUUCGAGUGGCCUUAGAAAAGAGCUUUCUGGAGCAGAACCAAAAACCUACCUCUGAGGAGAUCAGCAUGAUCGCCGACCAGCUCAACAUGGAGAAGGAGGUGAUCCGGGUCUGGUUCUGCAAUCGCCGACAGAAGGAGAAGCGGAUAAACCCGCCCAGCAGUGUCAAUAAUGGAGGAGGUAGCACCUCCAUUAAAACCAUCUUUACCCCUAGCAGCCCUUUGGUGGCGAGCACAGCAAGCCUUGUUAGCAGUCCAACUAUUAACACAUCCGCCACCCUGACUGUAAACCCAAUGAUGCCUCUCACCAGCACCAGUGUCUCCAGUUUGGCUUUCACAGGCACAACAGUUGGAGCCACAAACACUGCAUCUGUCAUUUCCACCACACCUGUACUUACUACAUCAACCAGCGCUCCAUCUAUAAGCCCAUCCACGACCACUGUUCAGUCCCCAUCCAUAGACAGCAAAGCCGGGAUCCAGACGCUGGUCUCGCACACUCCGACGUCCAUAGCUACGUCUCUAGCGACAGGCCAGGUGAUGCUGGCAGCUCCGGGGCUCACCGCAGCGCUGCCCACCAGUGCAAGCUUUGCAGCCAUGGCUGCAGCUGCAGGCCUUAACCCAGGACUCAUGGCGUCAUCACAGUUCACUCCAGGGGGCGCCCUUCUUAGUCUGACUCCUGGUGGCCUCGGCAGUACGUUGAGUCCAGCUGUUAUGAAUAACAACACUCUGGCUACAAUUCAAGCAUUGGCAUCAGGCGGCUCUAUCCCCAUCACAUCCCUGGAAGGCGGCAACCUGCUGUUCGCUAACACCUCUGGCUCCAACACACCCAACCUGGUGACAACGCCGCUCUUCCUUAACCCCCAGAACCUGUCGCUGCUCACCAGCAACCCCGUAAGCCUGGUGUCGGCGGGGACGGGCGGGCUGCAGGUCACCACCGACGCCCACCACCAGGCCACCACCGCUGCCGUGCCUGUGCAAGCCUCGACCAUUACCACUGCCUCCAAGGCUCAGUGAAGCCCGGGUUUUGAGGCCCACGUUUCCCGUCACGAGCACUGCUCCCAUCACGCCGUGCGGGAUAGGGAAUAAGACGGUCGUUGAAUACGCAGGCUUCACUACCCGCUCCACACUUUUCUGAUUAGAACUAGAACAUUAUUAAAUCUAUUUGCUGCCACCAAAAUGAAAACGACAUCCAAUGUAAUUGGGCCUAGUUUUUGUUUUCUCUCCUUUUUAACAUUUUGUUUCACAAACUCUCAUGUUGGCCUGAGCCCUCCAGUCCAGGAGGGACAAAAACUCGCCACCAUCUCUAUGAUGUACAUAUUCUCUUCUAUCUCCAGUUCAGAGUCAAUUGUGAUGCUUUUAACCAAAAAACAAAAAUGUUUUCCAGUUUAACAUUUAAACUAGAAUGUUUUUUACUAAUUUCACAAUGUUUAUCAUGACUAACUAGGGUUUGUGCAUCACUUUGUCUUUAACUUUUAUUUUUUCUUCAUUGACAGGCUUUAACUUUAAUCAUAUCAAAGUUUAACUUUUUGUUUCUUCCCUUUUGCUUUAUGUCCUUUUUUUUCAAAUUGAGAUCUUUAUAGUUCUAAUUAUUAUUCUUGAUUAUUUUAAUAUUCACCUAUCACUUUUUAAUCAUGGUUAUAAGGCUUUAAAAAUAAGUAAUAAGUGGCCGAUUUAAAGGUUAUCGUUGCUUUAAGGGUCGGAGGUGACUGGGCGGGUCUCUCUGCAUCUCUUCUCUGGAAACACUGAGUUUUACGCGUCGCUAUGGCGACCAAGACGCCUUCAAGCUUUUUUAAAACAAGGAUCUAGUUGUGGAUUGUUGACAUGGACGGAAAAUAGCUCAAAAUAUUGUGUGAAGAGCUUUAUAGAGAGCAGGCUGGAGCCUCACCUCUGACUGAGAUGGUUCGGGUUGCAAUGUACUUCUGCAGAUUGUUCAGAUCAGUUUCUGGCUGUGUGUUUUUCUUUAGGAGGACUAGUGCUGGUGGUACUGGCUCAUUGGGGUUAGUUUAUCGUGAGUCUUUUUUCUUUUCAAUAGUAGUACUAUAAUGGAAUUGUGCACAGUAUCUGUACCAAAAAAACUGGAUUGAUGAGCUGCAGUCUGCCUGUUUUUGGGAGGAAUGAAUACGUACUUUAAGAUAUACCAAAAAUAUUUGUUAAAAUAGUCGCUGUGUGUAGUCAGUGUAGCUUAGUCUAGUCGAUAUAUUUAUGAGUACAGAAUCUCUCUUCAUUGUCAACAGAAUAUAAAAAUGCAAUAUUUUGAUUACCAUUUUCCAAAGAUAACUUUUUUUUUUUUCUAAAUUGGCAGCACUACUCGCCAACAAAUGAGAGGGAUGGGAGGGGUUUGGUUGUUAGAAUUUUUUUUUUUUUUUUUACAAAACCGUUUAUUUUUACCACCUGGGCCUUGCCCUCAAUUUUUUUUUUUAUAAUUUUUUAGAGCCAUUUGAAGGCUUGCUUCCUUUUCUAAUCUGUUCUGGUAGCAUUUUUUGACGUUCUUUGGAAACCAUAGUAUAAAGUAGGCAUGGGCUGGUACAAUCUUUACGUUAUUAAGAAAAAAUAGAUAAAAAAACAUGAAUCUCGAUCAAAUUGCUAAUCUUUUGUUAUCUAACAGCAUGACUGAUUGUCAUUUUAACAUUGUAACCUUUACUGGAAAUUAAGGUUUUGGAGGCUGGAAAUAUUUGCAAAGAGAUGCCUAUUUUUUAUGUGUUGUAAGUAAGAGAGGUUUCGCUGCCUUCAUUUGGCCAGCUGACCAGCAAUGCACAGCAGCAUUUGGAGCAGUGGUACCUAUGGUUCCUAAAAGAUUUCACAAAGCGGAUUUUCGAGGUAGGAACUGCAAUCUAGCUUAUUUUAAAGUUGCAGCUUUUUAAAACCCUGGUAUAAUUUGAUACAGCAAACCAGCCCAUGCCUAAUGGAUUUAUUUCCUUUUUGUUGUUGUAGUGCUAAUAUUCAGCCAUAAAACAACAGCUCGAACCAAAGCAGUUUUACUCAGCAACUGCUGUGCCUGUCGGCGCACGCAUGUUGUUAUUCAUAAGGUUUCUACUAUCCCUCCACCCCCUGCAAGUAGUUUGCCAGAUUCUCCCCGAUUUGGUGCUGCUGGAUUCAGAUCACAGAAACAUAGCUUUAACAACUUGCUGCUGGAGCUCCCGACGGGAAGCCGAGCUGUCGAGGGGCCCACAUGCCUCCUUUAUAGCUUUAUGACUACACCCUGUGGAAAUCAGGGUUCAGUAGUCUCCACCCUCCUGCCAGGAGGGCUCACCUCUGUAAAUGCAUCAAUCUGAUCAUCGGAAAGCACUCUUCAUCUUCUUAGCGCCACCUCUUUGUAUCGUCUCAUCUGCAGACACAUUUAGUCAAAUCCUACAGAAAAGUAGCAUUGGACUUUAAUCCAAAUGAUGACUUUGAAUCCUGUAUCCAUUAUUUUUGUGAAAUCUGUCCACACAGUCCUCCUCCUCCUCUUUUUUUAAAUAAUUGUGACUAAAUAUACCUCAGCAGCACUUCAAUAUAGGUUAACCUUUAGACAUUUCUGGGUGUAGAAUGUAUAAGUACUGUCUGGCUUUGCCAUUCAGAGGUUAUACCGUUCAUAGGAACCAUAGCAUUAAAGGACAACCUACUACUACUACUGCUAUUUUCUAGUACUACUAUUUAAGUGAUGUUUCCAGGUUGAAAUGUUAUUUUGAGAACUCUUUUGCCAAAGUAAAAGCUUUUUCUCUUGAAGCUUUUGGAUGUGUGGCCCCCUCCACCCUGCAGGGGGCGCUCAGUCCCUUCCCACUAGUUUAUGUUUCACCCUGCACCAUGGCAAACCGACUGGCACCAUAGGAUGUUACUGAAAUAUUUAUCUGAGGAAAGACUUAAGAAUUAGAGAAACAACCUUUUCUUAAUUCUAUACAUAUAAAUAUAUAUAUAAACACUUGUAAGAUAUUCAUAUUUUAUAUUUGAACUAGUAUGUUAUCAAGAUUGAAUGUAGUGGUUAUCAUGCUAACUCAAAAGAAUAAAUCUCCCCACAACCUUUUAUUGCUUUUGAUUUUUCUCUUCUUUUUUUUUAACUGACCAAAAAUAUGAGGAAAUCUGUGAGGAUGCCUCCGUUUUGACUAGCGGAGCUCAAGACGCUGAAGCAUCUGACCUUAAUGCUUUAUUUUUAUUAUUAUUAUUAAGGCUAAGAAUCUAAUUUGUUGUGGAUUUGAUUUGCUGUGAUGUCUUUAACAAUCAUUUUUCUUUAACUUUAUGCCUUUGAUUGUUUUUGUAUACCGUGAGAGGAUGCGAUCACUGGCUUUCAUAUGUCGACUGAGUGGAUUAACGUUAUCAUUUAUGCCUUACUGUUACGUAGAAGACUUGAGCAUUGUAGCAUUGUGUGUGGCGAGGGCUAAUUUCACUGAAACGAUAGAUAUUUUGGGGCAUUUUAAGAGUGGAAUGAUGUUUUUGUUCUCGACAGGAUGGGAAAAACUCUACUUAUAAUUUCAGUUGCUUUUUGUGUGUGUUUGGGUUGUCUGCCACCUUUAUGGUGCAUUCCCACGCCCCCCCCAUCUUUCAGCUGGUGUAUUGAGGGAUUUUUCUUUUCUUUUAUCAAACGUUUUGUUGUAAAGGAAUGCUGACUUUGUUUUGGACUGAGUUCAUCUACUGAUUUGGCCACAAGCUUCUGGCAGCCUGCUUUGGGGGAAAAACCUGGUUUGUGGUCAACUUUUUAUCCUUAUGAGCUGUUUUCUUGGCUUUUAGUGCUUCACUGUCAGUAGGUGAUCUUGAGACUUCAAGGCGUCCUCGCGGUUCAGCCAGGCGACUAUUUUCAGCCUGAUUAUGUCGGUUUGCUGUGGAGGAAAAAUGGUGGACCACCAGUACGGCAAAACAAACUGUUGUAUACCUCAUUUCUAACUCAAGACUGAGUGAAACCUGCUUUAAUCUAUUUAGGAGAAAAAAUGUUUUUAAAAGUAAAAAAAAAAAAAAAAAAAAGAAAAAAUAGUCCUUGGAGAAGCCUGCGCAUACCUGUACUGCCACAAGGUGGAGGCAGAUUACUCAGUGCUUUUGAAUAUCUGCUGUUUUUUGUUUUCACCACUUAUGCACCUGUAUUUUCUGGCAUUUGUCAGAGCUAAAAGCAAAAUCUGCAAUCCUUUGUUGCCACUUUAGUUAUUUUUCUACCAGUUGUCCUUGUGUUUGAACACUUCUCUUUAAGUUUGACAAUCUUUUUUUAUGAUUUUAAUUUUUUUUUAGGUCACUCUGACCCGGUACAAGUAUGUGCAGGUUUCUUUCUGUCGUGGCCCGCUCUUGGUUUCCUGUGGUACCAACACUAACCAAAGACUUCUAACUUGAUUGUACGCGAGCAACGCCGCCGUCUCGCCCAUCCCCGCCUCACUGCUCAGCAUCUAAUCCAGGCUGCACACCUCCUCCCCCCCUUUCUUCCCUCGGGUCACCCUUCCCAACACGUUUCAACUGUAAGGAGUUUUGCUUUUCUUUUGAAGUGAAUGUGCGUCCUGUCGGUGCAGCGGUUUCAGUGCCUGUGGGCGGGGAUCGGAGGGGGCUGAGCGGGCCUCUGUGACAGGCACCAACCAAUGUGGCGAUAGCUGGGUGAUGUUUUUUAAUACAUGCUGAGGGUGGAUCCUGUGCACGCCGUACUUGCUCAGGACCUUUGCCUCCGUCCUCCCUUUUCUAUGGUGGAAAAACCUCUCAUCUUCUCCUCCACCCAGAUCUGUUCCCAUUGUCUCCAGGAAUAAACACCCUGUAGUCAUGAAACCCUCCCUUUAUCAUCGUCUCCUCUCUACAGACUCUGUGGCACUAUGCAUCACGGUCCGUCCCCGAGCGGCCCAGACCUUCUGACCGACGGGGCUUCGGUGACACUUUUGUCGAAGGCUUUACUCCAGGCGAGGCUUUCCAGGCCUCACAAGCGCUAUCCCAAAGCAAAAAUCCAAAUAUUUAAACUUUUUGACAAACGCAGAUACCAAAGAUAUCUCUCUCUCUUUGUCUUUCUCUCUCUGUCUAUCCUGUGUCUGUGUCGCCCUUCCCGCCCUGCAGCAUGUGUAUUAAGAGACAAAACCCAGCUCUGGCUUUUAGUCCUUAGCCUCAGUAAUUCCAAAGCUUAGAUGUAUAUUUUGGUAUAUUUCUGAAAAGAGAAAAAAAAAAAAAACUUGCGUGAAAAGCGUCUAUUUGUUGUAACCUGUUUUUUUAUUUUCUGUCACAGCAUGGAACUAAUUGCAGAGCUGUCUUACUCUUAGUAGGUUAAAGAUAUAGUAUUUUUGUAUGUUUUUUUGGGUGUGUCAUGUGUGCGAUUAUCAGUUUUCCGGCCCAGGCAACCACGGCUUUCAAUAAAACAAAAAAAAAAAAAAACAAGAAAAAAAGAUGCCAACCAUGUACAUAUUAUGUCAGUGUAUCUUAAAAACUGCUUUCUGUAAAACAUUUCACGUCGGUAGCUUGGGCUGAUCUAAAGGAAUGUUUUUGUUUUUAUUUUCCUCCGUUUCUUACUCUGUAGUCGAUCGAUUUACUUUCCAGGACUCUAAUGUAAAGAGUUCUGGUUUUCACAUAAAAUACAACACUGAGAGAGGGACACUGCUCUGAUAUUAAUACAAAAAAAAAGAUAAAAAAAAAAAAAAAAAAGAAGCAUAAGUAAAGGCUUCCAGUCAUGGAGG